Molecule: messenger RNA, 1649 nt
Organism: Budorcas taxicolor (takin)
Lineage: Eukaryota; Metazoa; Chordata; Mammalia; Artiodactyla; Bovidae
Product: TATA-binding protein-associated factor 2N-like
Biological process (GO): regulation of DNA-templated transcription
Cellular component (GO): nucleus
Molecular function (GO): transcription coregulator activity; RNA binding
Source: RefSeq, a predicted model, not a curated record
GCUGGUUCUCAUAUACCUUGUUCUCUGCUGGCUGUGGGGGCUUCGCGCCACGGCCGUUAGUCAUGUCGGAUUCUGGAAGUUACAGUCAGUCUGGAGGUGAGCAGCAAAGUUAUUCUUCCUAUGGAAAUCAAGGCAGCCAAGGUUAUGGACAAGCACCACAAAGCUAUUCUGGCUAUGGACAAACUACUGACUCUUCAUAUGGACAGAACUAUAGCGGUUACUCCAGUUAUGGACAAAGCCAAUCAGGUUAUUCACAGUCCUACAGUGGUUAUGAGAAUCAAAAGCAGAGCUCAUACAACCAGCAAUCUUAUAAUAACCAGGGACAGCAAAACAUGGAAUCAUCAGGAGGCCAAGGUGGAAGAGCACCUUCAUAUGACCAGUCAGACUAUGGUCAACAAGAUUCAUAUGACCAGCAGUCAGGCUAUGAUCAACAUCAACACUCUUACGAUGAGCAGUCAAAUUAUGAUCAGCAGCAUGAUUCCUAUAAUCAAAACCAGCAGUCCUACCAUUCACAAAGGGAAAAUUACAGCCACCACACACAAGAUGAUUGUCGUGAUAUGAGUAGGUAUGGAAAAGAUAAUAGAGGAUAUGGUGGGUCACAGGGAGGAGGUAGAGGGCGUGGGGGAUAUGACAAGGAUGGAAGAGGUCCUAUGACAGGAUCAAGUGGUGGUGACCGCAGUGGCUUCAAAAAUUUUGGUGGUCACAGGGAUUAUGGACCCAGACCAGAUGCUGAUUCAGAAUCUGAUAAUUCAGAUAACAACACAAUCUUUGUACAAGGACUUGGGGAGGGUGUGUCUACAGAGCAAGUGGGGGAGUUCUUUAAACAAAUAGGAAUCAUCAAGACAAAUAAAAAGACUGGAAAACCAAUGAUAAAUCUAUACACAGACAAGGACACAGGAAAGCCAAAAGGGGAGGCAACAGUAUCGUUUGAUGACCCUCCUUCAGCUAAGGCAGCCAUUGACUGGUUUGAUGGAAAAGAAUUCCACGGCAAUAUCAUUAAAGUGUCCUUUGCCACCAGAAGACCUGAAUUCAUGAGACGAGGUGGAAGUGGAGGUGGGCGACGAGGCCAUGGAGGAUACAGAGGUCGUGGAGGCUUUCAGGGGAGAGGUGGAGACCCCAAAAGUGGGGACUGGGUUUCCCCUAAUCCAUCAUGUAGAAAUAUGAACUUUGCUCGAAGGAAUUCUUGUAAUCAGUGCAAUGAGCCCAGACCAGAGGACUCUCGUCCCUCAGGAGGAGAUUUCCGAGGAAGAGGCUACGGUGGAGAGAGGGGCUACAGAGGCCGUGGGGGCAGAGAUGGAGACCGAGGUGGCUACAGUGCAGACAGAAGUGGGGGUGGCUAUGGUGGGGACCGGGGAAGUGGCUAUGGUGGGGACCAUGGUGGGGGCUAUGGAGGAGACUGAGGAGGCAACUAUGGAGGAGACCGAAGUGGCGGCUAUGGUAGAGACCGAGGCGGAGGCUAUGGCGGAGACCGAAGUGGGGGGGGGGGUUAUGGAGGAGACCGUGGCAGUAGCAGAGGCUACGGUGGGGAUCAAGGUGGCGGCUACGGAGGAGACAGGAGUGGUGGCGGCUACGGAGGAGACCGAGGUGGCUAUGGAGGCAAAAUGGGAGGAAGAAACGAUAGAAAUGAUCAGUGCAACCGACCAUACUGA